GUCACAAGCGCCAAGCUCUCAGUGCCUGCUGAAUCUCUACUGAGUUGGUAGCUAAGGAGAGUUUCUCUCCACAUCCUACUCUAUUUUUGAGAUUGCCGGCGCACAACUUGCUUUAAAUGAGCAACCGUAUUAAGACUGGCCGCCUGUCCCGCAGGCGGCCUCCUCUUGACCAUGGCCCAUUGAGUCGCCCAACCCGCGAUGUUCCACCGCCUAGCACAGGCGCAGGUGCACACUUUCGCCCUGCUCGCAGGCAUGUCAAGCGAGAACAAGAGUGCGAGCCUUUACCAGCGGGCUUCUGCUUCGCCCAGAAGAAGCGAUGCUCUCUUGAACAGACUACGGACUCCUCUGUGGAGCUACUUCCCCCGGUAUCCUGGGGAGACGCCCCGAGGAACCCCCCACCAUCUGCUAAAAACUGCUUGCGGUUCGAAUUCACGAAAGAUUUGAAGAUUCCUCCUUUUCUACCUGGCCAGGUAGACUUUGAUGGGACCUUGACAUCUGAUCACCCCAGAAAAGUGACGGUGGAGAAGGGGGAGACUCUCUUAGAAACUAGAGAGCGUGGGACUAAACAAUGGGAAUCCACCAUCAGUCUGGAAGUGCCGUGUAUGCCUGGGCCUCCAGAUACUAGGAGAGACCUCGACCUCGCUUCCUGGAAGGACAGCUCUGGACCAACCACUGUGAGUGAGAAGGUCCAGGUGUCUCAGACAAGCCGCCUCCUGGAAGACCACCAGGCUGUCCCCAUCUCACAUAGCCAAGCUAGAAGUGGCCCGCCUCUUCAGAAGCCUGAUGCAGGGGCGGGAGCGCUCCCUGACCUGGCUUCAGACCACCUCCCUCUGCAGGAGAAGUUGGCUAAGGGUGUGUUGGAUAAGAUCCAUCUGUCCAGUGUUCCCGCCCCUCUGGUGUCAGGGAAGGAGGUCCAAGAUGCAAAGACUUCACACCCUCCAUCAAGGAGCUGCUCCUCAUCCAUCGCUCCCAAUAAGAAGACCAUCAAAAGGAAGCUGCUGAUGCCUCUGCCACUGCCUCCACCGCUGCUGCUGCCGUCACUGCUGCCUUGGGGUAGAAAUGAGUUGCCCCCACCACCAAAACUUCCUCGAAUCCUUUGGGAAGAAGACCUGGGCACCUCAAAGUGCAAGUGUCUAAAGAGCAGGAAGAUCUUGCAGGGGAGAGUGGACACUUUGAAAGAUAAUGUAGAGGUGCUGAAAGAUAAGGUGGAGUCACUGGAGAACAAAGUGGAGGGGUUAGAGGACAAAGUAGAGGCACUGGAGAACAAAGUGAGGGCACUGGAAAAUGAAACAAAGGCCAAGGCUGAUCAGAGUGCCCCUCAACCUGCCUCCUCUUUAGUUCCACCUGUAGGGAAGACUGCAGCGUCUCUGCCCACCACCACUAGUACUGUUCAAGUCCCAGCUACUGUUACCAGUACCGACUCAGGUGACCUUUCUGCCUGCCCACCCCUCCCAUCUGUCCCUCUGUCUUUCCCCAUACAGAAAACUAAUGAGAAAAUAAUACAUACAACUGCUAAUUCUCUUCCUUCAGCUGCUCCUUCCGACUCCCUUCCUGCCUAUAAAUCUAAUACCACGUCAGGCAGCCCAAGCAAUGGAAGCGGGGGUCCUUUUCCUUCUACCUCGGCUGCAGUGCCUCCCGUUUCUACCAUUCUCACACCUCUACCCUUGUUUAAGCCUCCAGCCUGCAAAAACGAAUCUCCUGUACCCAUGUGGAUAGGCUCCCCUCCUCCUCCUCCUCCACCUCCUGUCCACACCCUUCCCUUAGUCCUUUCCAGUGGGACCCCCAUUAUCAAUGGGGUCACUGACAUGGACACUACCCCCCCAUCCCAUGCUACUAUCUUCAGAUCUCCCCCAAACACCAUGGGGAGCAUUAUCCCAUUGCCCCCAAUCCAACCCCACAUACCUGCCAUGGCACCAGUCUUUCCUGGGCCACCUCCACCUGUGGUCCCCUUCCCAGUUCCAAUUUUUAACCAGCCAUUUGGCCCAGUAGCCACCCCUGGGACCACAUUUUGGAGCCCAAAUGCCCAACAGCAGCUAGCCUCUCUUCCCAGUCCCUCAGGCACUGGAGGA
Molecule: messenger RNA, 2069 nt
Organism: Tupaia belangeri chinensis (Chinese tree shrew)
Lineage: Eukaryota; Metazoa; Chordata; Mammalia; Scandentia; Tupaiidae
Gene: NPAP1
Product: nuclear pore associated protein 1
Exons: 1
Source: RefSeq, a predicted model, not a curated record